Entrophospora sp. SA101 is the source of this 1035-nucleotide messenger RNA. The record is from the annotation of a GenBank genome assembly. Lineage: Eukaryota; Fungi; Glomeromycota; Glomeromycetes; Entrophosporales; Entrophosporaceae.
AUGAAAAACGCACGUAGAAGGUUGACGGAGGAUGAAACUUUGAAAUUAAAUAAAAUCUUUGAAACAAUCCAAAAACCUGAUUCAAAUCUACGUACACAAUUGGCAAAACAACUUAAUAUGUCUUCGAGAGCAAUUCAAGUUUGGUUCCAGAAUCGUAGAGCUAAACUUAAACGUGAUGCAAUGGAAUUAAAAAGUGCAGCGGACAGUAAUAGAAAUUCUAAACCUAAAAAAUUAACCUUGGCUGUCGAUUAUUGUAAAGAAAAUCAUCUAAAUAGUGUUGAUAUACAAUCAUUAAAUUCUUCUUUGAUAUAUCCAAUUGAUUUUAAUGAGUUGAAUUCACCGCAUACACCUUCUCAUAUUCCACCACCAUCUCAUUAUCCUCAUGUUCACCAUCCCAGUCAUUUGCGACAAGAAGAAUUUGAUGAAAAUGACGAUGAAAGAUCAAUCAUUACCACAUCCACAUCCACUACUCUCAAUCCAUAUUACGAACAAAAUUAUCAAAAAAUUUCAAUACCUCAUGGUACUUUGGAUCUUACAACAGCAACUGCCACUACCAAUAAUAGUAUUAACAACUAUUUCAAUAAUAUCACAAAUACGAAUGAAUUUUCAUCUUCUAUUAUCGAUAUUGAAAUUGAUAAUAAUGAUCAAAGUUUACCAUCAAUGACAACAAAUUGUCUUCCUUCUCCUACGACAACAAUUUGGCCAUCUGGUACAAACGCAAUCACUAACACAAUCACCACGACCGACAAUUCAUCAUCAUUAUUUGACUAUAUUGAAAAGCAACAACAACAAAAUAUUAGUAAUUCAUCGCUUAACCAUGAUAAUAAUAAUUCUCGAUCUCAAUCUCCCUCGUUCAACGAAUUUGAUUCUUCCUUUAAAUUUAAUAAUCAUGACUCUUAUAAUUCACAUUACGAUUUUAAUAUUAAUGCACUACAAAAUCUUGGUUCUAAUAUUAUUGCUACAACUACAACAACUUCUGUUUUAACCGAUCCUCUUUUAAAAUCUUUAUGGAGUCAUGAAAAUGAUUUAACGUAG